AUGACCUCGUCAAGUCAUCACCAGCAUAAUGUGCCCGGCGGCCCAGUGCCCGUCAAAGACAAAGUCCUCGAGACUGGGGCAGGCUUGAUACAGGAAUUCCAACCUGUCAAGCAGAUUUGCGCACACCUCAACGCCUUCCACACCUAUGCCGACGAGCCCGGUCGACACGUGGAGGCGAACCAUUAUUGCGCGCACCUGACCUCGGAUAUGCGACAGUGCAUAUUGUACGAUGGUCCGGGCCCCGACGCCAAACUCAUUGGCAUCGAGUACAUGGUGACGGACAAGUUGUACGCCGAGCUCCCCGAGGAGGAGCGCAAGUACUGGCACUCGCACGUCUUCGAGGUAAAGUCGGGCAUGUUGAUCAUGCCGGGACCGACCGCGCCCGGAAUGCAGCAGGCAUGGGAGGCGGCCGAGACAGAGGAGAUGAAGGAGGUUGUGCACCUGUACGGCAAGGUGUAUCACCUGUGGCAGACGGAUCGUGGUGACAAGUUACCGCUUGGCGAACCAAAGUUGAUGACGAGCUUCACGGCAGAAGGGCAGUUUGACUUUGAGAAGCAUGUUGGAAAUCGAGACAAGAGAUUCGGAUCUGACUGGAAGAGAAAGAAGGAGCUGAGGAAGAAUGUCAAGGUGCCGGAAAUCCACCCUGAUGCUGAUCAGGCAUGGAAAAGGAGAAACUCUUUCUAG
Pestalotiopsis fici W106-1 is the source of this 684-nucleotide messenger RNA. RefSeq lists its product as uncharacterized. The record is from RefSeq and is a predicted model, not a curated record. Lineage: Eukaryota; Fungi; Ascomycota; Sordariomycetes; Amphisphaeriales; Sporocadaceae. The transcript is spliced from 2 exons. Bases 1 to 684 code for a protein of 227 amino acids.